AUGCUCGUCGUUUUCGAUCAACUCGUCGUUCAUCUCAAACAUCCUUAUUUGAUAAAAAAUCAUAUCAUCACUAAAACAAAACCUGUUUCAUUAGAUAAUCUUUCACCUGUUGUUCGUCAGAUUCUUUCUAAAGAUCCAUCGUAUGCUGUUCGUUUUGUGGUCAAUUAUCUCAAAAUAAACAAUAUCUUGUUUAACAACAUUCAAGAACAACUGGUCGAGCUGAAAAUCUCUUCUCGACAAAUACCAAAAGAUGAUUUUAUAUUAGAAACAAAUGAAGAUGAAAAUGAUUUACCUCAUCCUCCAAUUGUUGCUUUUCCAUCAAUAGAAAAUCAUUUUCAUAUGGAUUUAGAAACAGAAGAUCCAUCAAUACCAAUUCAUGAAACAGCUCGUUGUUUUGGUUGUGGAGCUUCACUUCAAUGUGCUGAUAAAACUAAACCGGAAGAUAUUCUUUUUUUAAAUAUAAUCAUUUACUUAUUUAUUAAUCAAUAUUCUAGAAGUUUUAUACCAGUUGAAAUAUAG
This is a messenger RNA of Rotaria sp. Silwood1, 519 nucleotides long. Lineage: Eukaryota; Metazoa; Rotifera; Eurotatoria; Philodinida; Philodinidae. The record is from the annotation of a GenBank genome assembly.